This is a messenger RNA of Chlorocebus sabaeus (green monkey), 8719 nucleotides long. NCBI's taxonomy places the organism in Eukaryota, Metazoa, Chordata, Mammalia, Primates, Cercopithecidae. The record is from RefSeq and is a predicted model, not a curated record.
CCGCCAUAAAGUCGUGUGAGGUGACCGUUACGUAAUUGUGAGUCUGUGAGAGAAGAUGUGAAGUAUGGCCUCGUCCCUGUCAUCUGGGCGUGGGGGUCCCGGCUUUUGAUCGCACGUUUGUGUAGGACAGUUUCUCUUCAAAAAGAGGGAUCAGAAGGAAAAAAUGAGCAAUCAGCUCACUGCAGCACUACUCCUGCCUCAGCCUCCCAAUUAGCAUGGGACUACACGUGGCUAAUUUUUUGUAAAGACAAGUUCUCACUGUGUGGCCCAGGCUGAUCUCAAACUCCUAGGCUCAAGCAAUCCUCCCACCUUGGUCUUCCAAAGUGUUGGGAUUACAGGCAUGGGACAGGGCACCUUGACAAAAAUCACUUUUAAACUUUAAAGUCAUGUCCCAAGAAUCAGUUGAAUGAUGAAGAUCCUUAGUCUGAUCUACUCCAAGAGGGAUUUCAGCUGGGUCCCAUCUGUUGCCAUUUGGAAUAUUAAAUAGUUUGCCAAGGAUAGAAACUAAGUCUGUGCAAGAACAUAGAGAGAGUCAGAAUGGUCACGCUUCUACACCUCCUCCUCCCCACUCACUUCUUCCCCAAGUCAUUCUUCGAUUCCAAGGGCAAGGUGAGCUACCUGUGGAAUGUAAGUAUGGACUAUUUUUUUGUCUGUCCUGAAUGCCAGCACUUUAGGAGCAGUGAAAAGUAGAUUCAGUAACAUGAGAAUAUUAGAAAACCUGGUUAUAGGCUACAGUGUCAUAUACUAGAUAAUCUCCUGGUGUUACCCUAGAGAAUACUCAGUCUUCAUUAGUUAAAUAGAUCUCUGCUGCACCCACUGUGAAAUACUGGACAUUGAGUUGCCCAUGUGGGAAGCAGCUGAAUUACAAUCACAAUUCAGAGGGAAUAUGGAUUUGAUGCUUACUUUUUUUUUUUCCUUUUUUUUGUGAAAUUUUGGUCAUGAUGGCCCAUGAACAAAAAUGUGGUAUAUAUAAGGUAAAAAUUAGAUAAAGAAAACAUUAUAUAUGUAAUGUAAUGAUAAUUUAAUACAUAGUAUGAUAAUGGAAAUAUCCCUUACUUCCUUGGUGGGUUGAAUGAGGACAGAAGAAUCAAAAUAACCUCUUGUUACUGGUUGAAUUUUGGCUGCCCCAAAUUUUGCAUGUUGAAGUCCUAACUCCCAGUAUCUCAGAAUGACUGUAUUUGGAGAUAGGAUUUUUACAGAGUUAAUUAAGUUAAAAUGAGUUUGUUAGGGUGGGUCCUAAUGCACUCUGACUAGUCUCCCCAUGUCUCCAUGGGUUUUCUCUGGGUACUCCAGAUUCCUCCCACAUCCCACAGAUGGGCACAAGAAGUUAACUGGUAGGUCUAGGUUGUCCCAGUCUGAGUGAGUGUGGGUGUGUAGUAGGCUACACCAACUAGGUUUGUGUAAGUACACUCUAUGAUGUUUGCACAACAAAAUUCUUAGGAAAUUGCCUAAGAACUCAUUUCUCAGAAUGGAUCUCCAUCCUUUAGUGAUGUAGACUGUAUUUUCAUACUGUAAAUAGUCCCCUUGUGGUAGAUUUCAAUCUACGAGUAUGACAUCACUGAAUGUGGAGUUAGAAAGAAAGGUACAGUUCAUGGCUCACAGUUCCUACAGCUCUUUUAAUUUCCUAAAUGACUACAGCAAUAAAGUAUCUUUUGUUAAAAUAUCUGGCCUUUUGUUCUUGGUUCCUGAAAAAGCUCCAGAACAGCUCCAGAGCCAUAAACGUGAAAGACAGUAUUUCAACCACACAUGAGUUUAUGUUAAUGAGGUGAUUUUUGGAAACUCACAAGAUAAUCCCAAUAUUUGAGGUGAGUGGUGGCUAGUUGCCAGAGGAACCAGCCAUGUGCUCAGAGGAUUGGAACUCACAGCUCCACCCUCUACUUCCGGGAAAAGAGAGGCUGAAAAUUGAGUUGAUUGCCAGUGGCCAAUGAUUUAAUCAAUCACAUCUACAUAAUGAAACCUCCAUAAAAACCGAAAAGGCCUGAGUUCAAGCGGCUUCCAAGAAGGUAGACAAAAAUACAUCCUCAUGCUGGGAGGGUGGUGCACCCCAGCUCCACGGGCACAGAAGCUCCUGCACUAGGGAUUCUCUUGGACCUUGCCCUACAUGUCUCUUCAUCUGGCUAUUAUUUGUAUCCUUUAAAAUAUCUUUUAUAAUAAACCAGUAAACAUAAAUGUUUCCCUGAGUUCUGUGAGCUGCUCUACCAAAUUAAUGGAACCCAAGGAGCCGGUUGUGGGAGCCCUAAUUUAUAGCACAUCUCUCUGAAACACAGGUACAACAAUCUGGAGUUUGGAAUUGGCAUGGGAAGUGGGGGACAGUCUUGUGGGACUGAGCUGUCUAACCUGUAGGAUCUGAUGCUCUCCAGGUAGCGUCAGAAUUGGAUUGGAGUAGAGGUCACCUGGCUAGUGUCUGCUGCAGAAAGGUUGUUUUGAGAUGUUAAGACAUUAUAAGAGACAAUAGAAAAAAAUGUAUACGAUACAACCUUCUCUGUGUUAUAUUUCUCCAUAGCCCUUUUUACUGUUCAUCAGACUAUUUAUCUAACUUAUGGAUUUGUGGCUUGUCUGUCUCCACCUCAAAGUAAAUUAUAUAAUAAGAAGGCAGGGAUUUUUUUUCUCUGCUGUAUCUCCCUGAAUUGCUUUACCUUAUUUGUCUCACCUUCCCAUACUAAUUCUACAGUUUUCCUAGUAAGGGCUAGUCCCCUAAAACAGGGACCAUAUCCAUUCUGUUAAGGGGCGGAACGCGGUUCAAUCCUAGCGGACUGGUUCCAAAAACUUCGUGUUAUUCACUGCCUCUGAGCAGUGAUAUUCCUAUUUUGCAGCUGAGAGAGGUAUUAAUUUGCUAGAGUCACAACACAGUAGGGGUUCCGAGUCGCUGUUCUUAUUCCAAAAUAAGCUUAGCACAGAAAGAUAAUCACAUUCCCACGGACAGGUACAGAAGGCCGCGCUCCGAAUGACAUCGCGAUCAUAGAGGCACCGACAGCGUCACAAAGCCGCACACAUGCUCACCCCGAAGGCUCAGCCAUCGCGCGCUUAACUCCCAGUCCCCAGAAACCGGUAACUAGGGACUCUUCUGGUCUCUAGGCGAAAGGGUGGGCGGGGGAGAGCGCAAUCUUUGCGCCUGCGCACACUCCGCUCUUGCCCGCCGGAAACCCUGGGCCACGCCCACCGGGCAUAAUCACGUACUGCGCAGGCACCACCCGCUCCGUCUCUAAGGUCCCUCCCACUCCCACAGCAGCCCGAGGACAAGCCCCUCAGCGCUAGGCCACGCCUCCUCUCCGCCCGUCACGUCCGACCCCUGAAGAGAGGCUGGCGCCUGCGCGAUGGAGGUUCCGGCGUCGACUCAAGAAGUCCUUCGGAUGAGAGCUUCUGGGUGCCAGACGAGGCCGGGGCCUUGCCUUCCCAAGACACUGCUCUUCAAGAGAAAGACCAGAAGAGAAGGCAAAAAUGAAUGUUGAAGUAGUAAAAGUCAUGCCCCAGGACUUAGUGACAUUCAAGGAUGUGGCAAUAGAUUUUUCCCAGGAAGAAUGGCAAUGGAUGAACCCUGCUCAGAAGCAUUUAUACAGGAGUAUGAUGUUGGAGAACUAUCAGAGCCUGGUAUCACUUGGUCUUUGCAUUUCUAAGCCAUAUGUGAUCUCCUUAUUGGAGCAAGGGAGAGAGCCUUGGGAGAUGACAAGUGAGAUGACAAGAAGCCCAUUCUCAGAUUGGGAAUCUAUAUAUGAGACACAGGAAUUACCUCUGAAGCAGUUCAUGUAUGAUGAUGCAUGCAUGGAGGGAAUUACAAGCUAUGGACUUGAGUGUUCCACUUUUGAAGAAAACUGGAAAUGGGAAGACCUUUUUGAGAAGCAGAUGGGAAGUCACAAUAUUUUUAGCAAGAAAGAAACAAUCACUCAUAAAGAAACCCUCACUAAGGAAACAGAAUUCAAAUAUACUAAAUUUGGGAAAUGUAUCCAUCUGGAAAACAUAGAAGAGAAUAUUUAUAAUCACACAUCAGAUAAAAAAAGCUUCUCCAAAAAUUCUAUGGUAAUAAAACACAAGAAAGUCUAUGUAGGAAAGAAGCUUUUUAAAUGUAAUGAAUGUGACAAAACCUUCACCCAUAGCUCAUCCCUUACUGUUCAUUUUAGAAUUCAUACUGGUGAAAAACCAUAUGAAUGUGAGGAAUGUGGAAAAGCCUUCAAGCAAAGGCAACACCUUGCUCAACAUCACAGAACACAUACUGGAGAGAAACUCUUUGAAUGUAAAGAAUGUAGGAAAGCCUUCAAACAAAGUGAACACCUUAUUCAACAUCAAAGAAUUCAUACUGGAGAAAAGCCAUAUAAAUGUAAGGAAUGUAGAAAAGCCUUCAGACAGCCUGCACACCUUGCUCAGCAUCAGAGAAUUCAUACUGGAGAGAAACCCUAUGAAUGUAAAGAAUGUGGCAAAGCCUUCAGUGAUGGCUCAUCUUUUGCUCGCCAUCAGAGAUGUCACACUGGGAAAAGACCCUAUGAAUGUAUUGAGUGUGGGAAGGCUUUUAGGUAUAACACAUCUUUUAUUCGUCACUGGAGGAGUUAUCAUACUGGAGAGAAGCCUUUUAAUUGCAUUGAUUGUGGGAAAGCUUUCAGUGUUCACAUAGGACUUAUUCUGCAUAGGCGAAUUCAUACAGGAGAGAAACCUUACAAAUGUGAUGUGUGUGGAAAAACCUUCAGCUCUGGUUCAUCCCGUACUGUACAUCAGAGAAUUCACACAGGAGAGAAACCUUAUGAAUGUGAUAUAUGUGGGAAAGAUUUUAGCCAUCAUGCAUCACUCACUCAGCAUCAAAGAGUACAUUCUGGAGAGAAACCUUAUGAAUGCAAGGAAUGUGGGAAAGCCUUUAGGCAGAAUGUACACCUUGUUAGUCAUUUGAGAAUUCAUACUGGUGAAAAACCCUAUGAAUGUAAAGAAUGUGGAAAAGCUUUUAGAAUCAGUUCGCAGCUGGCUACUCAUCAGAGAAUUCAUACUGGAGAGAAGCCUUAUGAAUGUAUUGAAUGUGGAAAUGCUUUCAAACAGAGAUCACACCUUGCCCAACAUCAGAAAACUCAUACAGGAGAGAAACCUUAUGAGUGUAAUGAAUGCGGGAAAGCCUUCAGCCAAACUUCCAAUCUUACUCAACAUCAAAGAAUUCAUACUGGAGAGAAACCCUAUAAAUGUACUGAAUGUGGAAAGGCUUUUAGUGAUAGCUCAUCCUGUGCUCAACAUCAAAGACUCCACACUGGCCAAAGGCCCUAUCAGUGUUUUGAAUGUGGGAAGGCAUUCAGAAGAAAGUUAUCCUUAAUUUAUCAUCAAAGAGGUCAUACUGGAGAAGAACCUUAAGAAUGUAGUGCAUGUGGCCAAGCCUUUAGUUAUCGUCAAUCCUUUACUGUUAAUCAGAGAUGUCCCACUGGUUGAAAAACAUAAACGUAAGAAAUGUAGAAAAACCUUCAGCCAGAGGCUGGCAAGAUGGCCGAAUAGGAACAGCUCUGGUCUGCAGUUCCCAAUGAGAGCAACACAGAAGGUGGGUGAUUUCUGUAUUUCCAACUGAGGUACCCGGCUCAUUUCAUUGGGACUGGUUAGACAGUGGGUGCAGCCCAUGGAGGGCGAGCCGAAGCAGGGUGGGGCGUAACCUCAUCUGGGAAGUGCAAGGAGUCGGGGAUCUCCCUCCCCUAGCCAAGGGAAGCCAUGAGGGACUGUGCCAUGAGGAAUGGUGCACUCUGGUGCAGAUACUAAGCUUCUCACAUGGUCUUCGCAACCCAUAGACCAGGAGAUUCCCUUGGGUGCCUAUGCCACCAAGGUCCUGGGUUUAAGCACAAAACUGGGCGACCAUUUGGGUAGACACCAAGCUAGCUGCAGGAGUUUUCUUUGAUACCCCAGUGGCACCCGGAACGCCAGUGAAACAGAACCACUUACUCCCUUGUUAAGGUGGCCGAAGCCGGGGAGCCAAGUGAUCGAGCUAAGUGGGCUCAUGCCCACUGAGCCCAGCAAGCUAAGAUCCACUGGCUUGAAAUUCUUGCUGCCAGCACAGCAGUCUGAAGUCGAUCUGGGAUGCUCAAGCUUGGUGGGGGAAGGGGCAUCUGCCAUUACUGAAGCUUGAAUAGGUGGUUUUCCCCUCACAGCAUAAACAAAGCCACGGGGAAGUUCUAGCUGGGCAGAGCCCUUCACAGCUCAGCAAAGCCUCUGUAGCCAGACUGCCUCUCUAGAUUCCUCCUCUCUGUGCAGGGCAUCUCUGAAAAAAGUUCAGAUAAAACCCCCAUCUCCCUGGGACAGAGCACAUGGGGGAAAGGGGUGGCUGUGGGCACAGCUUCAACAGACUUAAACGUUCCUGCCUGCCAGCUCUGAAGAGAGCAGCAGUUCUCUCAGCACAGCGCUCGAGCUCUGCUAAGGGACAGACUGCCUCCUCAAGUGGGUCCCUGACCCCCAUGCCUCCUGAUGGGAAGACACCUCCCAGGAGGGGUCCACAGACACCUCAUACAAGAGAGGUCCAGUUUGCAUCUGGUGGGUGCCCCUGUGGGACAAAGCUUCCAGAGGAAGGAACAGGCAGCAAUCUUUGCUGUUCUGCAGCCUCCACUGGUGAUACCCAGGCAAACAGGGUCUCGAGUGGACCUCCAGCAAACUCCAGCAGACCUGCAGCAGAGGGGCCUGACUGUUAGAAGGAAAACUAACAGAAAGGAAUAUCAUCAACAUCAACAAAAGGACAUCCACACAGAAACCCCAUCUGAAGGUUACCAGCAUCAAAGACCAAAGGUAGAUAAAUGCACAAAGAUGGGGAGAAACCAGUGCAAAAAGGCUGAAAAUUCCAAAAACCAGAAUGCCUCUUCUUCUCCAAAGGAUCACAAUUCCUCGCCAGCAAGGGAACAAAACUGGAUAGAUAAUGAGUUUGACAAAUUGACAGAAGUAGGCUUCAGAAGGUGGGUAAUAACAAACUCCUGUGAGUUAAAGAAGCAUGUUCUAAUCCAAUGCAAGGAAGCUAAGAACCUUGAAAAAAGGUUAGAGGAAUUGCUAACUAGAAUAACCAGUUUAGAGAAGAACAUAUGACCUGAUGGAACUGAAAAACACAUCAUGAGAACUUCGUGAAGCACACACAAGAAAAACCUUCAGCCAGAUUGAAUGCUUUACAUGGAAGAAUUCAUACUGCAAAGAGGUCUUAACAAUGUAAAGAAUGUGCAAAUGUCUUCAGAUGAAAUGCACACCUUGCUCAUCAGUGAGUUCAUUUCAGGCAUCCAGCUCUCCCUCACCCACUACAUCACCAAGUCCUGUGGAUAUAUCUGCUGAACACUUUUGGAAUUUAUCCACUUCUUUUCGUUCCCCAGUUCAAAACACAGUCAUUUCACCUUGACUAUUUCAGUCAUUACACAGGUGUCCAACCUUUUGUCUUCCCUGAGCCACAUUGGAAGAAGAAAAAUUGUCUUGUGCCACACAUACAAUACAGUAACAUUAACAAUAGCUGAUGAGCUAAGAAAAAAAAAGUCUAUGCAUAAUUUUAGUGAUACACCACCUCAAAUAAGCAUAAAAGUCCUCACAUUCAAUGGGUUGGAUACCCGUGAAUUCUAAGACUUCAUCCUCUUUUGUCCCUCUCGAGUUAACAUUACAGCCACAGUGACCCUUGAAAAAUGCAAAUUAAAUUACUCUCUUAAAACUCUAGUUAAAAUACUUGAUGUACAUAGGGUGCUUAGCAAAAUGAUCAGCUCAUACUAAGUGCUUGGUAAAUGUUAGAUAAGUAUUCUUCAGAGUUGAUGUAAGUUAUUUUUAAACAGUGUAUUCUUGAAAGCAGUUUGGCAAUCGUAAAAAUUUUGGAACCAAAACAGUAUCUUUUUUUAAACUAAAAAAAGUUUUAAAUGGGGUCUUGCUAUGUUGCCCAGGGUGAUCUCAAACUCCUGUGCGCAAGUGAUCCUCCCACCUCAUUCUCAAGUGGCUGGAAUUAUAGGCAACCAGCCUGACUUAAAACAGUAUCUUAAGGUAGAUGGUGAUUAGCACAUGUAGUACGCUUAACAUUUAAUAUUAUAAUAAAACAUCACAGUGGCUCUCUCAUGAUUAAGGCUGUGUUCCCUUGUUAGUGAGGAAAUUAAUUAUGAUUUGAUGCACAGAACAUGUUUUAAGAAGUGGCUAUAUAGCUCUGGAUAAAAUGAACAAAAGAAUUAGAAUUCCUGGGGAGAAUAUAUAAAAGACUGUAUUUAGUCAAGCAAAAACAAAACAAAACAAAAAAUUAAUGUUUAACUGAAGAAAGAGAAAUUGAGUAAUAUAGUUGUAUUUCAACAUGUGGGUUCACAGAUUUAGUCUAACCUUUCAAGGAUCCACUAGUAAAGUUGUUCUGGAGUGUAUUUUAAAAAAACACACACACACUUAAAAUGUUCCACUUCUUUCAUGAGGUUAAGUCAACUCUGAUAUCAAACCAAGGGGAAAAAAAUGAAAGUAUAGGUGAGUUUACUUAGUUAUAUACAAAAGGAAAUUAUUAGCCUCUACUGAUGGAGAACAGAGGCUCUGAAUAAAUGGAGAUCCAUAACAUGAUCCUAGAUGAAUAUUUCAAUAUUGUAAUCCAGUAGGUUACUUUUACAUUGACAGUUCUGAAAUUCAUGUUGAGUGUUAAUUAGGGAGCUAUCAGAAGGGAGAUUUUGUAGAAGGUCAUAUCCCAUGGGUUUUUUAUAUUGCAGAAGUGUUUUCGAUGUAUCAUUGGGGGAGAUUAAAUGUCUUUGACAGUUAUCCAACUGGAAAUAAAGUCAGCAUCCCAUUUUAUUACUUA